This is a messenger RNA of Aspergillus pseudotamarii, 1038 nucleotides long. RefSeq lists its product as uncharacterized. Lineage: Eukaryota; Fungi; Ascomycota; Eurotiomycetes; Eurotiales; Aspergillaceae. The transcript is spliced from 3 exons. Bases 284 to 883 code for a protein of 199 amino acids. The record is from RefSeq and is a predicted model, not a curated record.
AAAAAUCUUUUUUUUAAAAAAAAAAAUAAACCACUUCUUCUACACCUAAGGUGAUGGUAUACCCUCGGUACUUAUCUUAAAGCGUGAUGCUUGCGGUGGCAAAGCAAGGCUGAAUACUUGUAGGAGACCGUGUUUAGCCCAUAGAAAGUAAACCUGAGCAUGUACUACCCGUGCUGGGAAAAGAAGCAACACUUGGAAUGGAACUUUGAACCUGUUGGAACUUGGCGACAGUUACUGGCCUCAGGCUCCCAGGUUGCUGAUUUUUAUCAAAUCAUUUGACACGAUGAAGUUUUUUUUAACACCUUGGUUUCUUCCUAUUGUGUACGCUUCUAUCUGUACAAUAACUACAACGGGUGUCAUUUUAUAUUAUCGUGUACUCUUCAUUUUCUCUAUUUUACCAUCUUAUGGAUCAUAUAUCCAGGCCCAGUCUUUCGAUAGACGUACUCAGUCAAUCCAUGCGAACGUAUACAAAGUACCGAUAGGUACACCGAGGCUUUCCAGUUCAACCACUCGGCUGCAGUGGCUGUCGAUCCCUACUCUCUCAUCGGAAGAUAUGGUCAUCUACUGGGCCCAAUCAGCUUGCGUCAUUGAUUCAAGAGUAGUAAUGAUCACACUCCAUGGGACUGGCUAUGGUGGCAGAUGCUCGGUCAUUAUGACUGCACCUACAAAUGGCCUCGAGCCAUUCCAAAUCUCAAUUGCUGAAACUUUCUGGAGGGUGUCGCUACUGACAACAGACUUUGAAGUUUACUCACAAGGGUUAACACAUGCUCACGAAGAUGCCGCUUCUGAGUGCAGGCUCUGCCAUAUGGCCAAUGAUCUGGCGCAGGUGAUUCUGUGCGAUAGUUGUCCCUUCGAGGCUCUACGCUAUACCGGAUCUUCCUGAUCCAAACCAUUGGGAAUGCCGAUCAUGGCCCACUGACCCCAACUGUGGAUCAGCGUAGAACAGGCUGCGUACGGCAGUAAAACCAUACCCGACUAAUACCCACAGUAUGCUUUUACGGGUUAAUUAUGAGUGCGUACCAAAAGAUGCUUAACCCU